Messenger RNA from Chrysoperla carnea, 1884 nucleotides. RefSeq names its product alanine--glyoxylate aminotransferase 2-like. The transcript has 7 exons. Lineage: Eukaryota; Metazoa; Arthropoda; Insecta; Neuroptera; Chrysopidae. The coding region runs from base 121 to 1557 and encodes 478 amino acids. The record is from RefSeq and is a predicted model, not a curated record. Gene Ontology annotation, molecular function: pyridoxal phosphate binding; transaminase activity. Gene Ontology annotation, cellular component: mitochondrion.
ACUAACACUUAUACAAGUACGACGCAAGGAAACACUGGGUCAACAAUUAUUGCAUAAAUCAAGAUACGGAAGUAUUUUUCAUAAGAUAAAUUAAUUUGUAAAAGUUUUUUUCAUUAAAAAAUGGAACAAUUAACAAAAGCUGAAACUAUUGAACUUCGCAACAAACAUGUUGGAAAAUCUUGCACCUUAUUUUAUCGUGCAAAUCCUUUGAAAAUUGUUCGUGCCGAAGCACAAUACAUGUACGACGAAAAAAAUCAAGAAUAUUUGGAUUGUAUUAAUAACGUUUGUCAUGUUGGCCAUUGUCAUCCAGAAGUGGUCCGUGCAGGUUGUGAUCAAAUGAAAACAUUAAACACGAACAAUCGUUUUCUCCAUGACAACAUAGUGUUAUGCGCCCAAAAAUUAAUCAAAACUUUACCAGAACAAUUAUCCGUUUGUUACUUUGUUAAUUCUGGAUCAGAAGCAAAUGAUUUGGCAAUUCGAUUAGCACGUACCCACACGAAGAACAUGGAUACGAUAACACUCGACCAUGCAUAUCACGGUCAUUUGAAUACACUGAUUGACAUCUCACCCUAUAAAUUCAAUUUGCCUGGAGCUCCAAAUAAACCAGAUUGGGUUCAUGUGGCGCCAUGUCCAGAUUCGUAUCGUGGAAAAUAUCGUGAUACUAAAUAUUCCAAAAACGAAAUAGGAACCAAAUAUGCAGAUGAUGUCAAAGAAAUAUGUGAUAAAGUAAAGAGUGAAGGGCGUGGAAUUUGUGCUUACAUUGCAGAGAGUUUACAAAGUUGCGGUGGACAAAUUAUUACACCUGAUAAUUAUUUCCGUGAAGUAUACAAGCAUGUACGGGCUGCAGGUGGAGUGUGUAUUGCCGACGAAGUACAAGUUGGUUUUGGACGGGUUGGCAAAAAAUAUUGGGCUUUUCAAUUAGCUGGUGAUGAUGUCAUUCCAGAUAUUGUUACUGUUGGAAAACCAAUGGGUAAUGGACAUCCCGUGGCAGCAGUUAUUACAACACCUGAAAUUGCGAAAAGUUUCUUGGACACUGGUGUGGAAUACUUUAAUACGUAUGGAGGAAAUCCCGUAUCCUGUGCCAUAGCAAAUGCAGUUAUGGAUACGAUUGAAAAAGAAAAAUUACAAGCACAUGCCCUUGAAGUGGGUGAAUAUUUAUUGAAAAAAUGUGAGGAGUUAAAGGAAAGACAUCAAAUCAUUGGAGAUGUUCGUGGAAUUGGUUUAUUUGUUGGAAUUGAAUUAGUCACAGAUAGAACAACAAGAUUACCAGCUACAUCACAAGCAAAACAUGUUGUUGCUCGAAUGAUGGAAGAAAAAUUCUUAGUAAGCAGUGAUGGUCCCGACUGUAAUGUUAUCAAACUAAAACCACCAAUGGUAUUUUCGAAGAAAAAUGCUGAUGAUUUACUUACAGUCUUCGAUCGAGUAUUAGAAGAAGUUCGAUAUGAAAUUUGUACACCAGUACGAGACACCAUUCGACAAACAUGUGUUUCCAGUGCGCAUAGUGGCUUAGUGAAUGGUAUAAAGCAGCCUAAAGAACAAGCAAUUAAGUCUAUAUAAUUAUUUAUAUGAGCUUACUACUUAAAACUUUAUUUAUGGAAAUGUAUUAAGCUAGAUAUAUUCAGUUUUAAACCAUGAUUCUCGUCGUGUUAACAGUCGAAAAAUAAGAGGUAGUGGGAAAGUAUUUCUUUGUUUUUUUAUAUUAGCUACCGUGAUUUUAUGAAACACAACCUGUCAACUUCUUUCAAUUAGCGUAAUUUGAAUUUUACACGUUAAAUAAAAGCUAUAAGAUAAAUUAAAGUAGUUCUGUUUGAGCAAAAACGGUGAGUGUUCUUUUUUUGCGGUAAAUGAUAGUUCAAAGCCAUUUGAUCACAAUAAACACAGUUU